Saprolegnia parasitica CBS 223.65 is the source of this 2384-nucleotide messenger RNA. RefSeq lists its product as hypothetical. The record is from RefSeq and is a predicted model, not a curated record. Gene Ontology annotation, molecular function: glucosidase activity. Gene Ontology annotation, cellular component: endoplasmic reticulum membrane; plasma membrane. Gene Ontology annotation, biological process: (1->6)-beta-D-glucan biosynthetic process. The transcript is spliced from 7 exons. NCBI's taxonomy places the organism in Eukaryota, Oomycota, Saprolegniomycetes, Saprolegniales, Saprolegniaceae. Bases 120 to 2333 code for a protein of 737 amino acids.
UCUCGGCAGAUGGGAGAUGCAGUCGGAGCAAUCGGUAAUUAUACUAAAUAUCUGGCUCUGGUCGUCGUGCUACAGGGUGUCCAGUCUUCGAUUCGUCUGCCCUGUCCCGCAGUAGUACCAUGGUCCGCGGCCCGUCGACGCUCCUGGCGAUGAUGCUCCCGGCGGUCGUCGUCCUCGGCGCCGACCAGAACGACCCGACGCUGCCGGCCAAGUCGGGCGUCGGCAUCUGGAUCGACGUCGACACGCCCGCCGACAAGUACCAGAUCACGAGCUCGCGCGGCGAGACGUGGGACCUCGUCAUGAGCGACGAGUUUGAGAUUGAGGACCGCAACUUUACUGCUGGCGAAGACCACCUCUGGACAGCGCUCGACAUUCCCGAUGGCGUCAACCGCGCCGUUGGCAUCUACACGCCCGAGAACGCGAUGACGCAGAACGGCUCGUUCCACAUCCGCGUCGACUCGCGCGAGAUUGACGUGAGCUUCUACAACGUCUGGUCCGACGUUCCGUCCUGGACGUCCAAGAAGAUGUGGUACGCGGCAGCGAUGACGCAGACGUGGAACAAGUUUUGCAUCCAAGGUGGCUUUGUCGAGAUCUCGGCCAAGAUGCCUGGACCGACCAACAAGGAGUCGAUGAACCCGCACGUGACGGGCAAGCGCUGGGACCACCAGCUGCAGCGCGACGUGCCCGUCAAGUACCUUGACCGCAUUCCCGACAUCAAGUUUUACCCAACCUGGCCGGGCCUUUGGAUGAUGGGCAAUUUGGGCCGAGCACUCUUUGCGGCAUCGACCAACCGCAUGUGGCCCUGGACGUACAACGAGUGCGACGAGCGGUACCGGACGUCCCAGCGCAUCUCGGCGUGCGACCCGAACCCUGGCUACGGCAUGCACCCCUACAUGGGCCGUGGGUCGCCCGAAAUCGACAUCCUCGAAGGCGGUGGCAGUGACAUCUCGUCGUCGAUCCAGAUCGCGCCGGGCAUGCCGGACGAGUACCGCCUCUUCCCGGCCCAGCUCAAGUACGAAGCGACCAACAACACGGACGCCCAAGGACGAAAGGGCCAGGGGCACGUGUUCUGCUACUAUGAAAAGACGUGCUUGACGCCCGGCGCCAACAUGGCCGACGUUCCGACGUCGGCGUUUGCGGCUCGCGGCCACAAGUCGUGGUACCAGGGCCUACGCUACGCAGCCAACCACCGGUGUACGCCGGUCGAAACGAUGAAGCAGCAGUAUGACUCGGUCGCCAAGGCGCAGAACGGCCCGAUCAUCGACAACCAGUUUGACAUCAAGACCAUUAGCUCGGGUCGUGAUCUCCACGCCGACUUGAGCUUGAUUGACGGCAAGGGCCCCGCGCACUGGGGCAUCAACUACAACGGGACGUGCUUCCCGAUUGCAAACGGCUACAAGGGCGGCUUCCUCUGCGACCGCGACAGCCAAAACCCCAAGUGCGACGAGCCCCGGAAGGACUGGCAGUUGCCGACCAAGAUGAUGGAUCCGUUCGAGUAUCAAAUGGACGCUAUCUCGUCCAACUGGCAGAUCAGCUACGAAGCGUACACGACAUUUUACAAGUACCAGCUCGAAUGGGUCAUUGGUGACGAAGGCUACGUGCGCUGGAACCUUGCGGGGGCGCCGAUCUUUGAGAUCCCGGCCGCGUCCCGGCAGCGCGCGCAACCCGAAAAGAUCAUGGUCGAAGAGCCGAGCUACUUUAUCUUCAACGUGGCCAUGUCGUCGGCGUGGGGUGCUAUGCCUCCCAACGUCAAGAUUGGCGGCUGCCGCGGCAACGCGACGCACCCUGAGCCUGGUACCUACGAGCACAAGGCGACCAACAACAUUUGCGACUCGUUUCCGAUGUACAUGUCGGUCGACUACAUCCGCGUCUGGCAAGAUACCAAGACGAUGAGCGUUGGCUGCGACCCAGCCUCGCACCCCACGAAGGAGUUUAUCAAGGCGCACAUCACCAACUACACCGACCCGAAGAACCCAGAUAUCAUCGUGGCGGGCGGCGCGACCUGCAACACUGAUGACGACUGCACGACGGCCGCCAGUAUCACGGGCUCGUGUGUGAACCGCCGCUGCAAGUGUGUCGGCGUCUGGACGGGCCCCCGCUGCACCAAGUACGACCUCGAGACCGUCACGUACGGCCCGCCGUUGUAUGCGGUGGUGGGCUUUUGCGGCUUUGCUGUCGUUGGGUCGGCGCUUGGCCUUGCGCUUCGCCGUCGCCGCAACAAGGGCGUCUUGGUGCGCCAGCAGGAAGAGAUGCGGCGCGAGAAGCACAGCGAGGGCAGCUCGAACGUCUUUAUCGUGGAUGCUCCGCAAAGCGACGUCCAGAUCACGCGGUAACAUAAGCCGAGAAUGUACUUGAACUUUUUGAAUGCAUAUUGUUGACCAUCC